AUGGAAAAAGAAAUAGACGAAUUUUAUGAUAUAAUAUGUAAUGAAAUAUUAAAUUAUUUUCUAUUACCAAAUGAAAAAAAUAAAUAUUUAAGUUAUAAAAGGAUAAAAAUAUUUAUAAGUGAUUUAAUUGAUUUCUUAAAUUCGGAAAGCUUUUAUAUUUUUACUAAUUAUCGUGAAUCAAAAGAUAAAGAAGAAAUUUUUUUUAAACCUAAACUUUUUUCUUUCACAUUAUUACCACAAAAAUUAAAUAAAGAGAUAUUAGAAUUAUGUAGAGAAUGUACAUUACUAUAUUCAGAAAUAUUUGAUAGUAUGAUUUGUGAUAUGCAAUUUUUAUUAAAAACCUUUGAAAAUACAAAAGAAUAUGAUGAAUUUUAUAAAAGUAUCAUUGAUAUAUGUGAAAGAGUAUAUUUAAACAAAGAAAACGGAAGAGAUAUAAAAAAUGAUAUUCGUUGUGUUAUAGGAAGAUCUGAUUAUAUGACUAACAAAAAAGACAAUCAAAAAGAAGACGAUAUUGAAAUAAAGCAAGUAGAAUAUAACACGAUAGCAGUUGCAUUCGGGAAUUUAUCAUCUAUUUUAUUUAAAGCACACAAAAAUAUUAUCAAAGAAAUUUAUAGAGAAUAUUUUCCAUAUUUUAAUGAAAAAAAUGAAAAAGAAAUAAAUGAUAUAUUAGAGAAAAAAUUUCAAAAUAAUUUCACAGAAGGCAUAAUUACUUGUUUCAUUGAAUGUCAUAAUGCUUACAUAUCUAACUUUAAACCAUUACAAGGAAAAUACAAAACAAUCAUAAUUUCAGUUUCAGUUGGUGAUGACUUAAAUAAAUUUGAUAAAUAUAAAACGAAGAAUGAAUUAAAAAAAUUUGGUAUUGAUCAAAUGUUUUUUACUUUAAAAGAGUUGCAAGUUUUAUUUGAAAAAAAAAAACUUUUUUUAAAUUAUAGACAUGAAACUUUACGAGACUCUUUAAAUAGAAUAAAAAAGAAUUCUAAUGAUUAUGAACAAUUUAAGCCAGGAAAAUUAUUUUUAAAUUUAAAUGAUGAUGAUGCUAAUUUCUUAAAUGAAACAAAUUAUGAAAGGAAUAUAUAUGAAAUAAGUGUAAUAUAUUUCCGAUCUCUUUAUUCUCCAUAUCAUUUUAAUGAAACAAUUUGGAGUUUAAGAGAGAUGAUUGAAUUUAGUGAUUCAGUUAAAAUUCCAUCUUUACCAUAUCAAUUAGUAGGAUCUAAACGGAUUCAAAUGCUAUUAUUAGAUGAUGAUAUAUUAAAAAAAUAUAUAUCAUAUGAUUUAAAUAAAAAUAAAAAAACAGAACAACAAAUUAUUAAUGAUAUGAAUACACUGAAAAAAUCUUUUGCUUUACAAGUUGAUCCAUCAUUAGAUAAAAAUUCUCAUAUAAUCUCUUUAGCAAUUGAAAAUGAGAAAAAUUUUUUACUAAAACCACAAAGAGAAGGAGGAAUGAAUAAUUUGCAUGGCAGUGAUGUUAAAGAAAAACUGAUGCUUUAUUAUGAUGAAAAAGAAAAACAUAAAUUAUCAAUUUACGUUUUAAUGCAGAAAUUAUUCCCAUCUUCAUUCAUAACUGUCCAUUGUAGAACAAAAAAAAAAGAAAAUGAAGAUAAUGAUCAUUCAUACUUUAUUGAAUUUUCUCCAGAAAAAUCAAUCUCUGAAAUUAGUUUGUUUCAUAAUUUUAUUUUUUAUAAAAAUAAAAACAUUUUAAAUGAACAAAAGGGUUAUUUAAUUAGAACAAAAAAUAUUAAUGAAAAUGAAGGAGGAGCUAUAUGCGGAAUUUCAAGUUUAGACUCUUUUUUUUUAAUAUAG
Messenger RNA from Plasmodium gallinaceum, 1800 nucleotides. Its product is annotated as glutathione synthetase, putative. Bases 1 to 1800 code for a protein of 599 amino acids. The transcript has a single exon. The record is from RefSeq and is a predicted model, not a curated record. Gene Ontology annotation, cellular component: cytosol. NCBI's taxonomy places the organism in Eukaryota, Apicomplexa, Aconoidasida, Haemosporida, Plasmodiidae. Gene Ontology annotation, biological process: glutathione biosynthetic process. Gene Ontology annotation, molecular function: glutathione synthase activity; ATP binding; glutathione binding.